GCCGCCCCCCUCCCGAGGGCCACCGGACGUCGCGCCGUCGUUUCAAAAAGCCUCGCGCGAAUAUCGCGUACUCGGCGCCGUCCAGUUUUCGCGUUUUCCGACCAAAGUUCCACCGCCCCUCCCGGCUACCCGUCCACUACCCCCCUACCUAUCAGGUCGUCACGCGCGCCAGGCGGUUCGCGGCGUUUCGUGCGUUGGUACGGUCGCGCGCGCGCCAGCCAAAACAUAACCUCUAUGUCCGCGUAUCUCCGCGCUGCCGUUACAGCGUCUCUGGCUCUUCAUCCCCUUUGUUUCCGGGACUUUUGAAAUCGCGCCGUCUCGUCGAGCCGUGCCGCCGCAUUCCGUUCGUCAAAUGAGAUGUGCUCGUCGUCCGUCGCGGCCGCUAGUCACCGUCGCCACGCGAACUGGCCACAAUAGUCCGUCGCUCUGCAAAACAACCCUAGGGACAGCGACAGUGUUUGUGUCCGCUGAAGUCGACUAAACACCUCGUCCGUCGAUUCGGUUUAACAGUUUUUGAAGUAUAUUGUACAAAAUGUCUAAGGCAUGCAGGAUGUUGAAUCUGGACGAAGAUGGAUCUUCUACUCCAAAUACAGCAAUAAUUAAAUUAGAUCAAAAUAUGACAACUUUCUUAACACCAUCACCAUAUCAUUUGCUAGAUCAUGAAUAUGGUAUGACACCACAAAAUCAAAUCAUUCCAAAUCCUCUUACAUCACCAUUAACUAAAUCACAAGGUGUAAAACGAAGAUUAAAUUUAGAGUCACUCAAUUUUGGAUAUGACGAUGUUACACCUUCAACAGCUAAGCUAAUGAGAAAAUGGUCAAGUUCAAGUGCUGGUAGUGAACCAAGUCCUGCUCAAAAUGUAGCAGCAAAGAAGUGUUCUGAACGUCCAACACGUUAUGAUACCUCUUUGGGUUUAUUGACCAAAAAAUUUAUUGGUCUGCUUGAAAAUUCUACAGAUGGUGUUGUUGAUUUAAAUAUAGCAUCAGAAAAGUUGGAUGUACAAAAACGAAGAAUAUAUGACAUAACCAAUGUUCUAGAAGGUAUUGGAAUUUUGGAAAAAAAAUCCAAAAAUAAUAUUCAAUGGAAAGGUGGAAAUGCAUUUGGGUCGGACAAAAAUAAUGUUCAACAAGACUUAGAAAAAAUGAAAGCCAAAGAAGAAGAAUUAGAUAAUUUGAUUUUAAAUACUGAACGAGAUAUAAAACAACUGACUGAAGAUAAAAGAUUUGGAUAUGUAACUUAUCAAGAUAUUAGGUCUAUUGAAUCAUUUAGACAAAAGACUGUUUUGGUUGUUAAAGCCCCUCCAGAAACUGAAUUACAAGUACCUCAAGAUCAUACUGAUGGAGAUCAAAAGAUGUAUAUGAAAAGUAACACUGGUGAAAUAGAGGUGUUCUUAUGCCCAGAGUAUAAUACCAAUACAAUUUUACACCAACCACAAAGCCAGUUAAGGCCGUAUACAUCUCAGGGUUCCAAUAAUUCAACAAUUGGCAAUACGGUUAUAAAAUCGCCUCAAAAAUCAUCAGUUAUUCAACAGUCACCAACAUAUUUGUCACACAAAUAUAAAAUGGAAAACAUCAAGGAAUCAGAAACUGUAGAAAAUGUAGAGAAUACAACAAUAAGAAAAUUCAAGGAAGAGCCAUUGGAUGAUCAGCAAUAUAUACCUAGUACAAGUGGUUCUGCCAAAGAUACAUUUGAGAUAUCUUGCGAACCUUUCUUGAUGCUUGAACCUCCAAACGAAGAUGACUACAACUACUGUCUGGACUCAGAUGAGGGUCUUGGUGACUUGUUUGGCUUCAGGUUAUAAAUAGGUUAAUACAAUAAUUUUUAGUAUAUAUAUAUAUAUAAAUGUGUGUUUUUUUUUUUUGCAAAUUGUAAAUCCCUUUGUUUUUCUCCCUUGUAUAACAAUUCUUUUGUUUACUUACCAUUUGGUAUAUCUAUUUAAUUAAACAAUUUUUUAUUUCAUAUUUUUUUUUAAACGAAAUUUUAAUUUAUCCCAAAUUAAAUUUGCUCGAAUAACUAUUAUUUAAAAACCAUUAAUUUUACUAUGUAUUAUGUUUUUAUUUUAGUUUCCAAUCUAUUUUUUAUUUUUUGGACAUACAAUUAUUUUGAUAUCAAGGUACAAAAAUAAGUAUUUUCAAGUAUCGUUGUAUUUGAAAUUAAAAAUUCGGUUAUGAUAAUGUGUUCAUAUUAUUAUUUAUUUUGUUUUAACCAAUUUUAUUUCUGUUUAUGUUCUUUUCGUUAAUGUGCAAUUUUUGGUCGUUUAUUUACUAGUAAUUUGUUACUAUGCUAAAUAUGCGCUAUUUUUAAAAGAGACAAAAUUAUAUUUUAUGCUAUUUAGUGCCUUUUAUUUGUUAAAAAUAAAUUUUGAGCUUUCCCUUAAAAUAAAACUGUUGUACAAGGAAUGGGUAUGCUCGCCAUUCAGAACUGAAACACACCUUGUGUAUUAUAAAAUCAAUUUCUGUAUAUUAAAAUGUCUAAAAUAUAAAUUGUAUAUUUUAUUACUUUUAGAUUUAGAAUUUACCUAUAGUGAUUAAGUGAAAAUUAGAAUUAUAAUUCCAAAAUUAAUUUUGUAAAUUUACCUUUAUGUAAGUACUCAAAUUUGUUUUUUUUAUACACUUGUAUAUUGAGACAAUGUAUUUUUUUCUCUUCAUGAUCUAUACCCAAUCCGGCGAUCUCAAUCGAUUGAUACACUACAUUAUACCUGAUGUCCAUUUUGGAUUAAAAUGUAUUUUAACACUACAAGUUGUUGGUUACUCAUCAUAUACAAAUAUGUAGUGUAUGUUUUUACAAACCUAUUUAGUCUGAACUCUGAAGGUCUUUGUAUGUGUAUUCCUACCACGUAUAUUUAUCGCGAUAAUGUUCUUGCAUAGAUGUGAAAUUUAGUUCAAGAUCAACCAAUUUUAUAAUUUGCAAACAAAUUGUUUUGAAUUAAUUAAUCUUACCAAUAUUUAACAUUAAAAAAUACUGUAUAUAUCAGUGACUUAACCUAAAGUGAAGACUCCUAAAUUUGAAACUCCUGCAACAUUUUGGGACACAAUGAAAUUCUGUGUCGGCGAUCCUAAAUAAUCAGGGUACCGUAACCACCAAUAAGAGCCCCCCCACCAGCUGAGAAUUGCUGAUAUACAUCAUCAGUUUCUAGUUUACUUUUUAAAUGGUUUUAAUAUAGUAUAUUAUCUAUUGUGCUAUCAAUGACAAUUUGGUUUAGCAUUCAGUGAGAUUAGUGAAUUGGUUUCCGUAUUAAUCAAAUGUUCGUCCAAUUGCAUUUUACCAUGCACUUUUAGCUAAUUAAGUACCAAUCAAUUGCUUUAAUGUAAAUUUCACAAUCUUCUUGAGUCUUAUUGUUAAAUAUAUUUUCCACAGGUCGGUAAUUUUUGAAAUACAUUUGAAUGAAAAAUUUCUGAUAAAUAUCUACCUUAAAUCUGAAACUCACCUUUUGUUUUGGUAUUUUUCUUCUUUAUUAUUAUUAUUAUUAUUAUUAUUAUUAUUAUUUUUUUUUUUUUUUAGGACAACAUGCCAAUGUAAUUUAUGUAUUUAUUAUUAUUAUUUUAGUUUAAUUAUUAAUAUACAAUAGACAUUUUUGAUUUACAGUUUUAUUUUAAUAAAUUUAAAACAAAAUUAUUGUCUAGUUUAUACCAAUCUAAUAAAGUCAGAGGUUAUAAUAAAUGAAUGUUGAAUUUGAAAUUCAAAAAAUUAGUGAA
Messenger RNA from Acyrthosiphon pisum (pea aphid), 3695 nucleotides. RefSeq names its product transcription factor E2F6. Lineage: Eukaryota; Metazoa; Arthropoda; Insecta; Hemiptera; Aphididae. The coding region runs from base 533 to 1801 and encodes 422 amino acids. Gene Ontology annotation, molecular function: DNA-binding transcription factor activity, RNA polymerase II-specific; RNA polymerase II cis-regulatory region sequence-specific DNA binding; protein dimerization activity. Gene Ontology annotation, biological process: regulation of transcription by RNA polymerase II. The transcript has 10 exons. Gene Ontology annotation, cellular component: RNA polymerase II transcription regulator complex. The record is from RefSeq and is a predicted model, not a curated record.